Salvelinus namaycush (lake trout) is the source of this 3107-nucleotide messenger RNA. Its product is annotated as mitochondrial poly(A) polymerase. Lineage: Eukaryota; Metazoa; Chordata; Actinopteri; Salmoniformes; Salmonidae. The record is from RefSeq and is a predicted model, not a curated record. Gene Ontology annotation, cellular component: mitochondrion. The coding region runs from base 4 to 1722 and encodes 572 amino acids. Gene Ontology annotation, molecular function: poly(A) RNA polymerase activity. The transcript has 9 exons.
GCGAUGGCGUCUUCCAUUGCGGUGUGUAGGUUGAAUAUGAGGGGCAGACUCUCUAAAUGCUUUAAAAAAGUAGAUUCAUGUUUUCAAAGAAAGUUCGGAACUAAUACUACUGCUACGAAGACCGAUGCACCCAAUAAGAAAUAUAAAAUCGACUCAAAGGAUAGAAACAAAUCUUUUUACACAGUCCAAGAGGAGAAGAUAGAGCAGGCAGAGAGAUCUGUCCUUAUCAGCUGCCCGGCCAAAACCAACGAGAAAAAGUUCCUCAACUAUUUAUCCAGACAUGGAGAUAUCAACAAAUGUUUCUUUUAUGAAAGCUACGGUACAUAUGCUGUGGUGGAGUUUUCCAACAAGGAGAGCCUCACAUCACUCCACGAAGGGACGGCCAUCCCCAGUAUCAACCAUGAAGCUACAGUGCCUUUCAAGUCCAGACUGCUUUCGCUCAGGAAUGCUGGUCCUGUAGACAUGUCCAAUGGCCAGUCCGCCCCUCAGUGCCAACCACAGACCACCAUACACAUUAACGACCUCAUACAGAGACUGUCCAAAGAAGACAGUAUAGACCAACAAAUCUCCUCCCUUACAGAGACGUACCAGCUGACGGAAGAGAACGUCUGCCUGCGCUUCCUGGUCUGCUCCCUUCUAAAGGACAUAGCUGCUGCAUAUUUCCCAGAAUGCACCAUUCGGCCCUUUGGCUCCUCCGUGAACGGCUUCGGGAAGCUGGGCUGUGACCUAGACAUGUUUCUGGACCUGGACGGCAUCAGUGGAAGAAAUCUGAAAAGGCCAAAAGCAGGGCUCUCCUUGGAGUACCAGACAAAGAGGUCUGCGUCUGAGCGGGCGGGUACCCAGAGUAUCCUGUCUGUGAUCGGGGAGUGUGUAGACCAGUUUGGUCCUGGCUGUGUCGGGGUGCAGAAGAUCCUCCAGGCUCGCUGUCCCCUGGUCCGAUUCGCCCACCAACCAUCAGGGUUCCAGUGUGACCUCACAGCUAACAAUAGGGUGGCGAUGAAGAGCUCGGAGCUUCUGUACCUGUAUGGAGGGCUGGACCGGCGGGUGCGUUGCCUGGUGUUCAGUGUCCGGUGCUGGGCUCGGGCCCACAGUAUCACCAGCAGCAUAUCUGGAGCCUGGAUCUCAAACUUCUCUCUCACUGUCAUGGUCCUCUUCUUCCUCCAGAGGAGGACUAUUCCUAUACUACCCACCCUGGACCACCUCAAGGAACUAGCAGGCCCUCUAGAUAAGAGUGUCAUCGAGGGAAACGACUGCACGUUUGUCAGCGACUUCACAAAAAUACGACUGCAAGACAACACAGAGACAUUAGAGCAACUGCUGCAGGAGUUCUUUGAGUUCUACGGAACCUUCGCAUUCAACUGCAUGUCAAUCAAUAUCAGAAAGGGCAGGGAGCAAAACAAACCCGAGGUGUCCCCAUUGCACAUCCAGAACCCCUUUGAGCCCGCGCUGAACGUCAGUAAAAAUGUUAACGGAACGCAGCUGGAGCGCUUCGUGGCGCUGUGUCGGGAGAGCGCCUGGAUGCUGCAACAGCGGGAGUUCAACGUACCGCACAGAGGCAGCGGUACCGGAAACAACGCCCCCUGGGGCCUGGCAGCGCUCCUCAUGCCCUCGGUCUCCCAGGUGGCCGGGGUUAAAAGUCGUAAGAAGAGGAAGAGGGAGCCGGCCAGCGAGAGGAUAAAGGGCCUGCUGGAGUCUCUAAAGAACAGGGAGGUGAAGAGCUAGAGAGCGGCCAUGCAGUACAGCCCCACUAGAGGUCACUGGUGAGUUCUGGGUCUAUGGGUAACAGUGGCUAUGUACCCUAUCAUGGCCGUAAAGAAUGGACAUGUGAGGACUUGUCCAAUUUGCUUUUCACACAACUGCAAAUAACCGAUCAGAGCCAAACCAAGCUGUACUGAUAUGGCUUGCGCCAUGGUUGCUGCAACCUACCUGAAAAGGACAAUGUGACAACAGUUUGGUUUUGUUCAGCACGGUAGUGUGAAAAGGGUACCUGUGACCAGAUGCUCGUUAUAAGAAAGUCCGACUACUCUACAUGGCGACGUUUGCACAUCGAUGUACAUAAAGAUAUGAUCGAUGUAAAGAUCGAUGUAUAUAAAGUUAUAGCGUCCGCUGACACCGUUUUCUUUGUAUACAUUUAGAUCAGAUGUUUUUUAUUAAAGAUCCUAAACAGUAAUUCUGAAAAGUCAUUCUCUCACGGCUAACUACCAGGAAGUUUGAAAAGGCAGGCUGAGUGGGCGGGGAGCUUAUAUUCAUGAGCUCGCCUUGACUGACAGCUCUUUGAAACGCCUAUGUCAAGCAACUUGGAUGCUGUGAGCAGUGUUGCAGUGAAAUUAUCUCAAUCAAAUUUGGUGACACAAAGCAACUCAAACAACAUUGAAAUUGCAUCAAUUAGGCCUCCUGAGUGGCGCAGUGGUCUAAGGCACUGCAUCGCAGUGCUAGCUGUGCCACUAGAGAUUCUGGGUUCGAGUCCAGGCUCUGUCGCAGCCGGCCGCGACCGGGAGACCCAUGGGGCGGCGCACAAUUGGCCCAGCGUCGUCCGUUUUGCAUCAUCUACAUAAUAAAAAAUAUCUGCCAUUUUGGCAUGUCUCUUAUGAUGUGGUUCACAGCAACACUGAUGGCUGUGUUCACUUGGCGAGCCCUAGCUAGCCAGUAACUAGCUAACACCAGACACAGAUGAAAGGGGAAACGUAUAAGUAUCUUUGCCAUAGAUGAAUAAGGUAAAAUCUCAAUAAGAUCCUACAGUCAAAUUUUGGCACCAGUAGAGUAGCUGUCGAGCCUCUCUGCAAACACGCCUUCUCUGUUGUUGGUGGUACUUAUUUAAAUUAGAUAAGAGAAUAUCAUGUUACCAUUGUUGUAUUAAAAUUUGUUAAAUUGAUGUCCCCUUAAUAAUAAAUCUUAAGUGUUUGACAUGGGGAGGGGACCAGUAACUUUAUGAUCCGACUUUAUCAAUGUAGAAGAAAGUCAUUUUUCAUACUUUGAUCUGGUUUCCUUCAAAUAUCAUCACAUUUCAUGAAAAACAUCAUUUUGACUGUUCAUGACCUUGAAAUCAGUGUCACAAAAUGGACUAAGACUUUUUAAUGACAAAAUAAAAACAGUUGUGGUCAAGUUUA